AUGUCCACUGGAUCCUUGGAGAAGUCUGGCAUUCGCUGCACCCUCAAACUUUUUGUCUCUCGCUCCACUCCUCUGCCGUACGCCUCUAUGCCGCAAAUGAUGGCCGACUGCUUCGAUCGUCCGGCGUUGGUUCGUCCGCCUGACCCCACUCGUGAGGCCCGUACUAACAGGAAUUGUCCGACCACUAGUUGGUUCAACGCUCUUUCAAUCUUACCGUCUUCAGUCAACUGA
Messenger RNA from Protopolystoma xenopodis, 231 nucleotides. NCBI's taxonomy places the organism in Eukaryota, Metazoa, Platyhelminthes, Monogenea, Polystomatidea, Polystomatidae. The record is from the annotation of a GenBank genome assembly.